Messenger RNA from Homo sapiens (human), 15966 nucleotides. It is a transcript of the gene FOCAD, whose product is annotated as focadhesin. The transcript has 45 exons. The record is from RefSeq and is a predicted model, not a curated record. The coding region runs from base 10075 to 15645 and encodes 1856 amino acids. Gene Ontology annotation, biological process: regulation of post-transcriptional gene silencing. NCBI's taxonomy places the organism in Eukaryota, Metazoa, Chordata, Mammalia, Primates, Hominidae. Gene Ontology annotation, cellular component: focal adhesion; cytosol.
AGCCGGCGCUGGGCUGAGCUUGUGGCAGAAGGGAGGUAAGCCGUGCGGGGCGGCGGGCUGCCACCGCUGCACCCCUGCUCGGGAGCCGCCGGGUCGCGCCGCCUGCGGCCCGGUCGGCUUGCAUGGAGGGCGGCUGAGGCCCUGCGGGGCUGGGGCUGAGCUGGGAGACGGGGCAGUGGAGCAUGUGGCGGCAGGGCCGCGUCGCGGCGAGGGGCAGCCGGGAGGGGGCUUUUUGCCCUCGUCCGGUCCUGCUGGGGCUCUCAGCUUCUGGAGGACUAGGCCUUCUGAGGUUACGGAGCUCCGAGAUACCUGGGCAGGGCUGGCUGUGGUGACUGCGGUGGGACUUAGUGGGAUCUCGACUCGGAAGCCGGUCGGCGCGAUCCUUGCAUACUUAGCUGCAGCAGGUUGCAGUCGUCCCACUCUCCUUCGACCGGUUCCCUAGUUGGGGGCAGAGCAGGAGAUUCUGGCCGCGUCCUGCCUGGCCUGGGGUGACUGUCUCCUUCUCAUUCCCGGUGACUCACUCAGAUCAUGUCCACUUAUAAUGCAAAGGCUUAUGGGUGAGCAGGGCCUGUUUUCAGUCUCCUAGUUCUCUGGCUCCGUCCGCACUUGCGGCAAUUACUUGAAGAAAGAGUAUGUUAGAUGUAUGUUUUGAAAUUUUCGCAGCAGCUAACGCGUGGAGACGUGCAGUUAUGUUGCAUUUACCCUUCAUGAGUUUUAGUUUCAGCUGUGGCGUCCUGAUAUCUCAGUGUGGUUCCUGAAUUUGGAGCUUUUGAAAUGAAUGAAAUCCUGCCAAUUUCAUGCAGUCAUUCAUUCAUACAUUCCAAACUUUUUUGAUGGAUGCCUUAAUGGUCAGCCUCAUACCAGGUUCUAGUAUCCCUGAAACCAUCGUGGCUCUGAGGGUGUAAUCCUGAUAACUGUAUCAGUAAUGACUCCAGGUUUCAGUGGCCUAUCUGUAAGAAGAGGAAUGGGAUUAGUAUAAUUUUGAGAUUUUCCAGGAGAGGAGGGUAGAUGGCAUGUUUCCUGAACUGUGUUAACAGGAAGUAACUAUUUUAAAAACACAGGAUGCAUUUUAUGAUUAUGUUUUACUGUGUCAACGAACAUUGUAUCUGUCCACAUUCACUUUUUGACUACCAAGCAAGUGCAUGUUUACAAUUUUGAUUCACAUCCAAUUCCUGCGUAGAAAGCACUGUGACUCAUCUGAAUUUUGAAAUGAAGUAAUCAUGAGCUUUUUAAUGUUACAUACAAAGGUAUGAUAUUGAAACAAUUGCAUAAAAAUGCAAUUUUCAAAGCAUUUUCACUUGCUUUUAUAGAUUAGUGGAAGCUAAAACCUCUGCCUUGAUUAUUUGCUUACUUAAUCAAUGUUAGGUAGUUACCAUCUCUUGGCUAAUGUUUAUCAAUAUUAUAUCUAUUUUAACAUUUGUUUCAUUAACCCCAAAUUUACUGGAUUUUAACUGAUUGUUGUCUCCAGUUGACGCCUGAUAACCAAAAGGUUAUCAGGAGGAGCUGGAGGAGGCGGAACACAGCCUCGCGCCCUGUAAUAAAUAGUUUGAAAUCAAAAUUUUCAUGGACGUAUAACCAGAGUUUUUCAUUUGUUGAUUGAUUGAUGGUGCUUACCGGUAAAUCGUUUGGCCUUUUUCCCCGUUUAAAAUGAUUUAUGAAACAGUCUGAGACAUAAUAUUCUUAGCUUCAUGAUACUUUUGGGAUAUUGUCCACAAGUGAUUAGUUGAAUUAAAUUGUUAAUAUCACUAUUAGGAGUUUGGAAAAUUUAAGAAAAUAUAACUUCUUAAAAUUUUGCAUUUGCUAUUUUUUUGUUUGUUUGGAGACAGGGUCACUCUGUCGCCCAGGCUGGAGUGCAGUGCUGCGAUCUCGGCUCACUGCAACCUCCGCCUCCCAGGUUCAAGUGAUUCUUCUGCCUCAGCCUCCUAAGUAGCUGGGAUUACAGGCGCAUGCCACCACACCCAGCUAAUUUUUGUAUUUUUAGUAGAGACGGAGUUUCACCAUGUUGGCCAGGCUGGUCUCGAAAUCCUGACCUCAAGUGAUCCCUCCGCGUUGGUGUUACAUCUUUCAGUUCUAGAAAUGGACCUGAUCAAGAUUGCAAGGUUAAUGGGGAAAAUUCAAGAGCUGAGGACAUUAACCUUCUAGCGGGAAAAAACCACAAUGAGAAAUAAUAACUAUAUUUGGAGGAAGUGUAAGGAAAUAAUAGUUUAAGGAUUAUUAGUCUAUAACAAAUCUUGAUCUUAAUCAGUAUUUCUUGAUGUAUAACAAAGAACUUGGUUUAAGCACAAAAAGAAAAUUAGGGUGAUAAUUUAAAUUUUGAUCAAGUGGGUAGUAAGUAUUUCUUUAGGAGAUGAGAAAUCUAUAGAUCUAGAGAUGCAUGGUAUAAUAAAGUAUGGUAUACUUAUAUGAGUAUAAGUCUGUGAUUCACAAUUAGUAAUAGAUUGAUGGAGGUUUUGUUACUAUUUCCACAUGAUAAGAAACAAGAUUUGCUAAGCUGAUAGGACAAGGGAUAUUUGUGAAUUUCCUCCAUGUAAAUGAUUUGAAACAACAAAGUUUUAAGUGAUGUGGAAGAGCCCAUCUAUUUUCAAACAAUGGAUUGAAAUGUAGUUUUUGUAACCCUCUAAGUACUUCUGGCCUCAUAGUUUUUUUUUUUUUUCCCCCUACUCAGGUCAUAUUGAAAGUAAUAAAAUUGUGUUUAUGAUUUUAAAAGUUUAUAUUGGCUUUCAUUUAAUUAGUCUGAGUUACUUUAGUUUUAUAUAUUUUGAAGAUGUUCCAAAACCCUUGACUUUAAAUACUGUAUAGCUUUCCAUUGUUCAUGAAAGAAAACAUUUCUUUAGGCCAAAGGAAAUUGAGAAUCCAACUUGCAUAGAUAGUCAGUUUAUUACUAUUAUUUAAAGAUUUAUCUUUUUACUUGCCCGGGGACCAAUGAAGCAUCCACUGAAGCUCCUAAACUGGAGAAGGUAUCUUCUAAUCUCCUUUUGGUCAGAUGAGUUCUUGCUAAUUUGGCUGAUACAUAUGUUGAACAAAUGUAAUACAGUAAUUGUGGGUGUUGUAACUGUAGUUUUAUGAAGUUUUUUUGGUUGCCAGGGUGUAUCUUUCCCUUCUCUCUUGACAAACCUUUCUAUUUGGCCUACCUGCUUUCAUAAUUUAUUCUUAAGUUCUACUCUAUUUCCCAAUCAUUGCACAUGUUGGUUUAUGUAACCAAACCUGAUUUUAGUAUAUGCUAUUAGGACAUACACGUGGAGAAGAAUGGAGGAAACUUUUUAUUAAAUGUUUUUAAUUGUUGAAACACUUAAGUAAAUGUGAUUUUUAAAGACUCAUAGUUAUUAAAGGUAUUGUAUUCAUUAUUUUUUAUUUAUUCCUUCAUUCAGCAAAGACAGCAACUACUUUGGUGCUAGGUCCUUAACUUAUCUUUAAGGAACUUACAGUAUUGCAUGGACUUCAUAAACAACACCAAAAUACAAUGGGAUAAACAUUAUAAUUAGUCGUUCACAUAGUAUAGUGGGGGAUAGAGAAAACUGUGUGCAAGGUUUGAGGAGAUUCAGAGAAGGCUUUAUGGAGGAAUUUUCAUCUGAAUUGAAGUUUGAAAGUGAGUAGGAAUUAGUUGGUGAGGUUAGAGGAUAAGGCAUUCUGGGCACAAGAAAGCAGUGAGGACAAAUAGAUAGGUUAGAAACGGGACAUAGACCCUUAAUGUGUUAAGAUAGAGAAUAGAUCAACUUUAAAAAGUAAACAAGGGUAAAUAAUGAAAGUUCUCUUCCACACCGUGUUAGCCAUUUUGAGCUUUAAUCUGGAGGCUAUGUUGAUCCAUGAGUAAUAGAUUUUAAGUGGAAGAAAGUUAACAUCAGUUUCAUGAGGCAAUGUGAGGAAUGAAUUGUAGUGGGGUAAGGCAGACAUUUGCAUUACAUGUGACAGAACUCCGAAAAUGCAGUGCUGCUGGAGAGAAGAGGAUGAAUUCCAGAUAUAUUAAGGUGAUUGAGUUAGUGGCCAGAUGGAUGUAGGGGAUGAAGGAGUGAUGGAGUCAAGGAUACCUCCUAGGUUUAUGACUUGCCGAGAUAGGAAUCACAUGAGCAAUAUCAGAUGUAUGGGGAGAAUAAGAUCAGUAGUCUUGGACAUGGGUUUAGGUCACACAAUUGGUGCUGUUCAGUGGGUAUUUGGCUGCUUUGGCCUGGAGUUAAAGAGAGGAUUCUAGGCUGGAGAUAGAGAUUAGGAUGCUAUCAAUUUAUAGGUAGUUAAAACAAUGUGAGAAUGGAUGAUGCCUAAGAGAGUUUGUAGAAUAAGAAAGAAUAAAGCAGAAGGGAAACGCUGGGAAACACUACCCUGUAGGAAAGAUGACCCAGUGAAAAAGACAGAAGGAACAGCCUAAUGACAGUGGAUGUCUAGAAGAUAAGGAGGGAGAGAAUCCAACAAGAAGAGACUGGUCAGAUGCCAUAGGGAAUAGGAGAAAGAGCUAACUACAGUUUUUGGAAGGUUUCCCAGAUAGGCCUGGAUCAUUAAUUUGUAAUAAUACUAGUUCAUAUGAUUCUGUGACUUUUGGCAGCAAAAUUCAGUAGAACCAGAGAUGAUAAAUAGUUGGAUUGAUACAGUAUUUGGAUUUUGUUACGUGCGUAUGGUAAGAUUGCAAAGGAGUUGAAACUAUUGGUGAAAGAAUGGUCAGAGUGAUGGAAUGUGAAGUUUAGACUGGAUAGGGAUGACGAUAGAGCCAGGAGGAGCUGAAAGAUUGAGAUAACAUAAUUGGUUCAAAGGAUUAAAAGUCUGGAUGAAGUAAAUAUACAAGUGUUUGUAGCUAAAAGGGAGAUAAUGAAAAGGAUAGAAAUCCUCUGGUCAGAGUAGAAUAUUGGAAUUUAAGAUUUUUAGGGUGCAGAUGGCGUGUAGGGUUUGGCUGUGGAUAUAGAUGGUAGAAACGGAGGUGUUCAGGAACAAUGAGACUGGUGGUGCAUUCGAUGAAUUGCUCACCCAGAUGACUGUAGAUGACUGUGGUACCCAGGGAGGAAGGGUAGAAUGUGAUCCUAAUUUCCGAGGUUUAGAUUGCCUAUGGUGGUGAUCACUAUAGAUGAGAGAUGAAGAUACUUAGAUGUUAUGCCCUCAAAAGUACAGCGGGUGGGGGUGGGAUGGGGUAAGUGGUCUGGAAACAUUCUUCUGGGCCUUGGGACUUGGAAGGAUGAUUAGCCUUUACUGGUGGGGGCCACCAAAGAAGGGGAGUUUAAUUUCUAUUAGGCCUAGGAGGUAUGGGGAGCAUCUAGUGAAGAGGCUGAGGAUAUAAGAAAGCUUAUUGACUAUGGUGUCAGUGUAAAAGCUUGGGAAGGAGUGAGAGAGCGAGUAAAGAUUAUUUAGAGGAGAAGACAGGUUAGAAAGAGCUUAGAUUUGGGUAUAAGGGUGACAGCGCUUCUCUGAAGCAUAUGGCUAGCUUUUAGUAGUUGGGACUUUAAAUUUUGAUGAAGCUUUCUGUUGUUAACGUUUACCCAUCAAGUCAUUAUAGUUUCUGUCAGAGUAGGACAGUUGGCAUAGUACUGUUUCUAAAUUUAAAAAUAACAUAUAUGUCUCCAGUGAAUAUUUGUGUUAUCUGUCGGAGAAAGGAUGGACAGUGUGGCCUAUUUGCUUUGAUGUACCUUUUCCUGGUCUUUGAAUUCCCAAAAUACUUUUGCAAAUACAUUUCAUCAUGUGUGCCAAUUCUUAUCUAUUGGUAGGAUUAGGAAGUUAUGUUGAGUAUUUUUAGGUCAAUUCUGGGCCCAGAGGUAUAGGAAAUGCCUUAAUGUGAAUGGCAAUUGCCAUGAAUGUGGGAGAUUGGCAUACCUGCAUUUACCUAAGAUUGCCAUCUGUUAUUUUCUGACCUAGAGUCUGUUUCUAAGGACAGCGCCUCACUUAUGCACUAGGUCUUAUUCCUUUUACCUUCCGAAGGAUUUGGCUCCAGCAUCUCUCUCUCUGAACAUUGCAUUUCCCCUAAUUACUGGAUUAUUCCGUUCAUUAUGCAAGUAUGCUGGUAUUUUUCCAUGUUAAAAUAAUAGCUUUUGACCCCAUUCCUGCUUAAGCCACUGUACAAUUUAUUUGUUACCCCUUAUGGUAUAACUAUAAUCCUGUCCAAUUUCUUUCCUUCUAUUCUUUCUUAAACCCACUUUAAUCAGGCUUUCUCCCUCACCUCUAUCAAAAAAUUACUCUUACUAAAAGUAACUUUUCUGAGAAGUUACUUUUCUAAAAGUGACUUUAUUUUUCAUCUAGAGACAGAGUCUUGCUCUGUCGCCCUCUCUGAAGUGCAGUGGUGUGAUCAUAGCUCGCCACAGCCUUGAACUCCUGGGCUCAAGUGGUACUUCUGCCUUGCCUCCUGAGUAGCUAGGACUGCAGAUAUGUGCCACCAUACCUGGCUAAUUUUUCUAUUUCUUGUAGCGGUGGGGGUCUUACCAUGUUGCUCAGGCUGUUUUGAACUUCUGGCCUCAAGCAAUCCUCCUGCCUGGGCCCAGAGUGCUGGGAUUAUAGGCGGAGGCACCAUGCCUGGCCCUUUCAUUUUCCUAAAUCUAAAGGUCUGUUCCAAAUUUUUACCUCUCAGUUGACCUGUCAGCAUUUUUUUUUUUUUUGAGACAGCUAGUCACUCUCUGCUUCUUUAUUUUUAUUUUUGAGACAGAGUCUCACUCUGUCGACCAGGCUGGAGUGCAGUGGCGUGACCUCGGCUCACUGCAACCUUCAUCUCUUGGGUUCAAGUGAUACUUCUGCCUUAGUCUCCUGAGUAGCUGGGAUUACCGGCAUGUGCCACCACACCCAGCUAAUUUUUGUAUUUUUAGUAGAGAUGGGGUUUCACCACGUUGGCCAGACUGGUCUUGAACUCCUGACCUCAAGUGAUCCACCUGCCUUGGCCUCCCAAAGUGCUGGGAUUACAGGUGUGAGCCAUAGUGCUGGCCCAAUCUCUGCUUCUUAAAGCACUUUCUUCCCUUAUUAGCAAAAAUACCACAAUUCCUGGUUUUCCUCCUACGUCAUUGUCCCUUUUUAGACUCCUUUACUGGUUCUUCCUUAUCUCCCUGAUAAGAGUGCUGUUAACAUUGGAGUGCUUCAGGGGUCAGUCAUUAGACCUUAUACUUCUGGAUCAUAUCAUUCAGCCUUUAAAUAUUAGCAUUAUUAUUAUUUAUUAAUUAAUUAAUUUUAUUUUAUUAUUAUUUUUUGAGAUGGAGUCUCGCUCUGUCCCCCAGGCUAGAGUGCAGUGGCGUCAUCUCGGCUCACUGCAAGCCGCACCUCCCGGGUUCACGCCAUUCUCCUGCCUCAGCCUCCUGAGUAGCUGGGACUACAGGUGCCCGCCACCAUGCCCAGAUAAUUUUUUGUAUUUUUAGUAGAGACGGGUUUCACCAUGUUAGCCAGGAUGGUCUCGAUUUCCUAACCUCGUGAUCUGCCCACUUCGGCCUCCCAAAGUGCUGGGAUUAUAGGCAUGAGCCACCAAGCCCGGCCAAUUUAUUUUUUGAGAUGGAGUCUCCCUCUGUCACCCAGGCUGGAGUGCACUGGCACGAUCUCGGCUCACUGCAACCUCCGCCUCCCGGGUUCAAGCGAUUCUCCUGCUUCAGCCUCUUGAGUAGCCGGGACUACAGGUGCGCACUACCACACCAGGCUAAUUUUUUUAUUUUUAGUAGAGACGUUGGCCAGGCUGAUCUCGAAAAAUGAUCCACCCGCCUUGGCCUCCCAAAGUGCUGGGAUUACAGGUGUGAGCCACGGCACCUGGCCUAAGUAUUAGCUUUAAAUACUAGUAAUACCCUACUAGCUUCCAAAUUUAUAUUUUCAGCCUCGCCUUCCCUUGAACUCCUGACUCCGUAUAUCCAGUGACUACUCAGCAUUUUCUGUUUGGAUGACUAAUAUAUAUUUCAAACUAAACUCUGAAAUUUCCUUUUUUACCUAUAAUCUUUCCUAUUUCAGUUAACAGAAACUCCAUCCUUUUUAUGAGAUAGGCUAAAAACCUGAGUAUCAUCCUUGACUCUUCUUUAUCUCACAAUCUAUAUAUAUAUACUGUUACUUUGGAAAGUGUGUUGGCUAUACCUUCACAAUGUAUUUAGAAUCCAAGUACUUGUCACUACCCACUGCUAUCACCCUAGUCUAAGCCCCCGUUGUUUAUGUCCGGAUCUUGCAGUAGCCUCUAUAUUAGUUAUCAAUUGUUACCUACUCCCAACAUUUUGUGGCUUAAACCAACAGUUAUGUAUUAGUUUGUGAUUCUGUGGUUGGCAGCUUAGGUUGGACUUGGGGUAGAUGUGGGGCAGCUCUUUUGCUGGUCUUGCCCGUGCUCACUCAUGUAGUGAUCGGCACUGGUAGGUUUGGAGGCCUCAGCUGAGAUGGCUUAUCUCUGCUCUACGUGGUCAGUAAACUAUCUCAUGUUUAUGUUUCUUUACGUAGUGGUGUAAUGGAAGCAAGAUAACAAGAGGAAACUAUGUGGCCUUUUGAGGCCGGGACUUAGAACUUCUACAGCUUCACUUUCCCUGCUGUUGGUGAGAGCAGGUCACCAGGUCAAGCCAGAUGAAGGGGAGAGAAAAUUAGCCUACUUUUUUUUCUGAGGGGGUGCAGCAAAGUCACUUUGUAAAGCAGUUUGUAUACAGAGAUUGGGAGCAAUUGGAGGCCAUUUUUUGCAAACUGUCCUGGCCUUCUAAUGGAUUGCUUCUAUCUUUCCCCUUACAGUAUUGUCAGAACAGCAGCCAGAGUGAUUUUAUAAAAACGUGAGUUAGAUCUCUUCUCUGCCCCAAACUCUCCAGUGGCUUCCCGUUGCCACCCAAAGUAAAAGGCAGUCUUGGGAUUGUCCUGUGAGGCUUGCCAUGAUCUGACCCAUUUGUUGCCUCUCCAACUCCAUUUACAGCCACUCUCUCUCUCUUACUUAAUCUGCUCAAAUGAGCCUCUGCUGUUCUUCAGACAUCUGAGGCAUGCUUUCACCAUGGCAUUGGCACUGCUACUCUUUCCGCCUAGAGUCUUCUUUUCUGAGAUGACGAAACUGCUCUUUUACUCCCCUUCAGGCUACUCGAGUACUUCCUCAGCCUUUCCCUGACCAUCCUUUUAAAAAUAGAAACCUCUCUCUCUAAUACUGUCUAUCCUCCACUCUGGUUUACUUUUAUCCAUAGCACUUAUCUUCAGAAAUGCUAUGUAAUUUACUAUUUUGCUUAUUCUUGUCUUGCCUCUACUAGGAAUGUAAUCUAUAAGGGCAGGGAUUUUUCUCUGUUUUCCCAGUGCUUAGUAUAGUGUCUGAUACAAGGUAGGCAUCUCAUAAAUAUUUCUUAAAUGGAGGAAUGAAAGGUACUGCAACCUUUUUCAGGAUUAGGUAUCUCUUCCAUUCUUUAUGGAAAAGCUCUGGACCAUUAUCUGAGGAAAUUCCUGGUCUCCUUUGCAAGUACUUUUGCAAUCACUAUUUAUUUAUUUAUUUAUUUAUUUAGAUGGAAUCUUGCUCUGUUGCCCAGGCUGAAGUGCAGUGGCACAAUCUUGGCUCACUGCAACCUCUGCCUCCUGGGUUCAAGUGAUUCUCGUGCCUCAGCCUCCCAAGUAGAUGGGAUUACAGGUGCGUGCUUCCACGCCUGGUUAAUUUCUGUAUUUUUAGUACAGAUGGCACUUCACCAUGUUGGCCAGGCCAGUCUCGAACUCUUGACUUCAAGUGAUCUUCCUGCCUUGGCCUCUCAAAGUGCUGGGAUUGCAGGUGUGAGCCACCGUGCCCAGCUGCAAUCCAUUUUUUAAAAGAGGUCUUCUAGACCAAGUAUUCUUCCACAUCCAGACUCUAAUUUAUUCUUUGCAAGAAGAUUAUCAUGUUCUCUUAACUAUAUGCAAUACCUUUCUUGAUACUUAAUAGCAACCUCUUCACUUUGAGUUGUAAAUCAUAACAUUUUUUGUACAAAGCAAAGCUGAAACAGGUGAAAGGAAUAGUCUAGGGCAGAAAAUUUUCAAACCUUUUCUAAGGUCUUAGACUCUCUCCACCUCCACAUAUCUUACUGAGAACUUCAGAUAAGAGAAGUGUUUUAUUAUUCAAAAUAAAGGUUUUAUUAUUCAAAAUAAAGCUAUUUUACAUUUGAAUUUAUAGCAUACUCUUAUUAUAAAGUCAAUCUGAACCAUGAAGCUAUUAUAAGGAGUGUAAUAUUGAAAUGAAUGAUUAUGAAUAAAAAUGAUACUCUCUAUAUGUCUCAGCCUCCAAUUUAUUUUUGUAUUGUGAUUUUGUAUUUUGGUUUUGUUGCAGACCAUCAAGGAAAUUUCCAUCCACACAGAUUAGCAGUUGAAAAUGAAGCUGCACACAUACAUGUAAGAGAAGCAAAAAUGUCAGAUGAUAUCAGGAAAAGGUUUGAAUUUCCAAAUUCUCUUAUCCAAUCACAGGCUGUGGGUCAUCUUAUUGCUGCAGUCCUAAAGGAAAAUGGUUUUUCAGAAAAGAUUCACCAAUCUACAAAUCAGACUCCUGCUUUGAACUUGCUGUGGGAGAAGUGUUGCAGUGACAAUGUAGUGGUUCGAACAGCCUGCUGUGAAGGUCUGGUGGCACUCGUUGCUCAGGAUCAUGCAGAGUUCAGCUAUGUUCUCAAUGGGAUACUCAACUUGAUUCCAUCAACCAGAAAUACACAUGGCUUGAUAAAAGCCAUUAUGCACUUACUACAAAUGCAAGCUCUUAAGGAAGGACAAGGUGGGGAAAAGAAUAUUCAGAGUAUAUAUACCAUUAGAAAUCAUCCUCAUCCUUUGAUAACUGUGCUUGAACACAGACCUGAUUGCUGGCCAGUGUUUUUGCAGCAGCUGACAGCGUUUUUCCAGCAGUGCCCUGAAAGGUUAGAAGUUUCAUGCAUUCAAAUAAUGGCACCAUUUCUGUGGUAUCUGUAUUGUGAACCAUCUCAGUUACAAGAAUAUGCUAAACUCCGACUAGCCCUGCUGAAAGUCUUACUUCAACCCCAGGUUCUUUGUGACAAAGAUCAACCAUCAAUACUGGAACAGCAGAUACUUCAACUGUGUUGUGACAUAGUUCCAUGUUUGCAGGUAAAAGAUUUGAUACAGACAACAGAGGCGAUGAUGUUUAUUGAGGAAGUAUGUUUAAGCCUUUUGCGUCAUCCUGUUUUCUGGAAAAUUCAGCUUACCCAGAUGAGUCUUCAGCUGCUGUGUGUCAGUGAAGUCAGCUUAAAGAUAACUGGUGAAUGUUCAUCUUCAAUUCACCUUUUAGAGCACAGUGUUGAACUUCUGAAGGAGGAUUUUCCUGUUGAACUGGUCAUAAUUGGAAUAGCUUUACUACUUCUACAGACUCCAGCAAGUCAGCAGAAGCCAAUCUUAAAUCUAGCUUUGAAGCUCCUCUCUGUUACUGAGGAUCAGAAAAUCCCAAAGUCCUCUCUGCUGCUAGUGAUGCCAAUUCUGCAGAUACUAUCUUCUACUGCCUUGGAAGACUGUAUAUCUGUGGAUGAAGAAGGUCCCUCUAGGCAGCAGUUGGCUCUAAACCUUUUGGAAAUGAUACAGCAGGAAUGUUACAGAGAUGACCACCAAAAGCUCUCCUACAAGCUUGUGUGCCCUGUAACCAGUAUGUAUGGUACAAUAUUUACAGCCUGGAGGAUUCUUGAAGUAAUGACAGACUCGUCUGCUGCAAGUGACUGGUUGGCUUCAGUAGAGUCAUUGCUUCCUAUUACUGCUGUGAUCCCUGCGCCUGCCUUUCUUCUGCUGGCUCACCUCCUUGUUGAAGACAAAGGACAAAAUCUUCACCAAAUACUCAAGGUCACUACAGAAUUAGCCCAAGCAGAUUCCUCCCAGGUGCCAAAUCUGAUUCCAGUUUUGAUGUUCAAAUUGGGAAGACCACUGGAACCUAUAUUAUAUAAUGAUAUAUUGUAUACUUUACCUAAGCUUGGUGUUCACAAGGUGUGUAUAGGACAAAUUCUACGAAUAAUACAACUACUUGGAACCACACCACGACUAAGAGCUGUCACUUUGCGCUUGCUGACAUCUUUGUGGGAAAAGCAGGACCGAGUCUAUCCUGAACUGCAGCGUUUCAUGGCUGUGUCUGAUGUACCUUCUCUUUCGGUGGGCAAGGAAGUCCAAUGGGAGAAACUGAUUGCAAAAGCAGCAUCAAUCAGAGAUAUAUGUAAGCAGAGGCCAUAUCAACAUGGUGCAGAUAUGUUGGCAGCUAUUUCUCAAGUGUUGAAUGAAUGCACCAAGCCUGAUCAAGCUACUCCAGCAGCCUUGGUAUUACAGGGUCUUCAUGCACUCUGUCAAGCUGAGGUUGUUUGCAUUCGCUCCACUUGGAAUGCUCUCUCUCCAAAGCUGAGUUGUGACACAAGACCUCUCAUUCUGAAGACACUGAGUGAACUAUUUUCUCUAGUUCCUUCCUUAACGGUCAAUACAACUGAAUAUGAGAAUUUUAAAGUUCAAGUCCUCAGCUUCCUCUGGACUCAUACUCAAAACAAGGACCCAAUUGUAGCAAAUGCUGCAUAUAGAUCCCUGGCCAACUUUAGUGCAGGAGAACACACCAUUCUUCAUCUGCCUGAAAAGAUAAGACCAGAAAUUCCCAUUCCUGAAGAGUUAGAUGACGAUGAAGAUGUUGAGGAUGUGGAUCUUUCAGUUCCUGGCUCUUGCUAUCUCAAACUGUUGUCACUCACUCCCCCUUUGGUUUUACCAGCUUUGGAGGAAUUUUUUACAUCACUUGUGAAGCAAGAAAUGGUGAAUAUGCCUCGUGGGAUAUAUCACUCUGCAUUAAAAGGAGGUGCCCGCUCAGACCAAGGAAAGACUGUAGCAGGAAUCCCCAAUUUUAUAUUGAAAAUGUAUGAAACAAACAAGCAACCAGGACUGAAACCUGGCCUUGCAGGUGGUAUGUUAUUUUGCUAUGAUGUUUCCAUGUAUCAGAGUAAAGAUGGAAAACCAUUGAACAGACUGAUGGCCAGCAGAGGGCGAAGUUUCAAGCAGACUUCACUUGCUCUUGUACAUGAGGUUCAUAUCCAGCUUUCAGAGUGGCACCGUGCAAUUUUUCUUCCACAGGCCUGGCUUGCAUACAUGAAUCGAGCUUAUCAUGCCAUUUUACAGGGAAGACUAGGAGAGCUGGAGUUGCAGUUAAAACAUGGAAAAGAAGAACCUGAGGAGGUGCAGUACAAAAAAAGCACAGCCUGGCUCUGGGUUAGAGACAUGCUGACUGAUGAGAUCACCAAGGCAGCUGCAAAGGAGAGUCCGGUAGUGAAAGGCAAUGCGCUGUUAGCUCUAAGCAGCCUUGCUGUCGUCGUAUCUAGACAUGAAGCCAGCCUCUCCUCAGACUCUGACGGGCUCCUGGAGGUUCAACCUAAUUUCCUUUCAAUGAAAGAGUGGGUUUCCAUGGUACUUGAUACACUCUUGGUCAUUGUGGAUAGCCAUUACCAACCCAGAGGGCAACUUCUCUCCUGGUUUUAUUAUAAGUCCUAUUCUGGUGAAAACACAGCUAGUGCCAUUGCCCGUUCUGCUGCCGCCACGGCUUUGUCUCUCCUUGUGCCAGUUUUCAUUAUCUCUUGCAAAGAGAAGGUUGAGGAAAUCCUGAACAUGCUGACUGCCAGGUUACCUGGGAAACCAAGUGCUGAUGAGUCUCAAGCCGUGCAAAUCCACAUGGGCCUUGCUUUAGGGAUGUUUCUCUCUCGCUUGUGUGAAGAGAAACUCAGUGAUAUAUCUGGCCAAGAGAUGAACCUUCUUCUGAUGAAGUCGUUGGAUGCCCUGGAAAAUUGCUGCUUUGACACUAGUCUUGAAUACAACACGGGCUGUAUAUUGGGAGUUGGACUUGUUCUGUCCCUCAUGAGCCACAGCAGCCAAAUGCAGUCCCGCGUUCACGUAGCAGCAUUGCUCCGGAAGCUGUCUGCGCACGUAGAUGACAGCGGGAGCCAGAGCAGAACGUUUCAGGAGGUCCUUGCCUACACACUUAGCUGUGUAUGUACAUCAGCGUUCAGUGCUGGAAUUAUUGAGGCUACAGAGGCUGAGGAUGUUAUGAACAAGCUUCGACUGUUAGUGGAGAAUAGCCAGCAGACUUCAGGUUUUGCCCUGGCUUUAGGAAACAUAGUUCAUGGAUUGUCUGUGUGUGGACAUGGAAAAGCUGAAGACUUGGGCAGCAAACUACUCCCUGCCUGGAUCAGAAUUGUUCUAACAGAGGGCACUCCCACAAUGCUUUGUCUGGCAGCUCUUCAUGGCAUGGUGGCCUUGGUAGGCUCUGAAGGGGAUGUAAUGCAGCUGAAAUCAGAAGCCAUCCAGACCUCUCAUUUUCAAGGCAGACUUAAUGAAGUCAUUAGAACCUUAACUCAGGUCAUUAGUGUCUCUGGGGUGAUUGGUCUCCAGUCAAAUGCAGUCUGGCUUCUUGGACAUCUUCAUCUAUCUACUCUAUCCUCAAGUCAAAGUAGAGCCUCUGUUCCUACUGACUAUAGCUACUUGCCUGAAAGCAGUUUUAUUGGAGCAGCUAUUGGCUUCUUCAUUACAGGAGGAAAAAAAGGUCCUGAAUCUGUGCCUCCUUCCCUUCUUAAAGUAGUGAUGAAACCCAUAGCAACUGUUGGAGAAAGCUACCAAUAUCCUCCUGUGAACUGGGCUGCACUUCUCUCUCCACUUAUGAGGCUAAAUUUUGGUGAAGAGAUCCAGCAACUGUGCCUUGAAAUUAUGGUGACCCAGGCACAGUCAUCCCAGAAUGCAGCUGCACUAUUGGGCUUGUGGGUGACACCACCACUGAUCCACAGUCUGAGUCUGAAUACCAAGAGAUAUCUCCUGAUAUCUGCACCUCUGUGGAUAAAACACAUCUCUGAUGAACAGAUCCUGGGUUUUGUUGAAAAUUUAAUGGUGGCAGUUUUUAAAGCAGCUUCCCCACUUGGAAGUCCUGAGCUAUGCCCAAGUGCUUUACACGGUCUGAGCCAGGCCAUGAAACUGCCCAGCCCUGCCCACCACCUCUGGAGUCUGCUCUCUGAAGCUACUGGGAAAAUUUUUGACCUCCUGCCAAAUAAGAUUCGGAGAAAGGAUCUAGAGCUGUAUAUCAGCAUAGCAAAAUGCCUCUUAGAAAUGACAGAUGAUGAUGCCAAUCGGAUCGCCCAGGUUACUAAGAGCAACAUAGAAAAAGCUGCCUUUGUCAAACUGUACUUAGUCUCUCAAGGACGAUUCCCCUUGGUGAACCUGACCGAUAUGCUGAGCGUUGCUGUGCAGCACCGUGAGAAAGAGGUGUUGGCCUGGAUGAUUCUGCACAGCUUAUACCAGGCACGGAUUGUGAGCCAUGCCAAUACGGGCGUUUUGAAGAGAAUGGAGUGGCUCUUGGAACUGAUGGGUUAUAUUAGAAAUGUUGCUUACCAGUCAACAUCCUUUCACAAUACGGCUCUUGACAAGGCUUUGGACUUCUUCUUGCUGAUAUUUGCAACCGCAGUGGUUGCAUGGGCUGACCACACUGCCCCUCUCCUCCUCGGCCUCAGUGCCAGUUGGUUGCCAUGGCAUCAGGAGAAUGGCCCGGCUGGGCCAGUACCAAGCUUCCUUGGCAGGAGUCCAAUGCACAGGGUCACUCUGCAGGAGGUUCUCACUCUCCUUCCCAAUAGCAUGGCUCUGCUGCUGCAGAAAGAGCCAUGGAAGGAACAGACCCAGAAGUUCAUUGACUGGCUAUUCAGCAUCAUGGAAAGCCCUAAAGAAGCCCUCUCAGCACAGUCCAGGGAUCUUUUGAAAGCCACCCUGCUGUCCUUGAGAGUUCUCCCAGAGUUUAAGAAGAAAGCUGUAUGGACCAGAGCAUAUGGUUGGUGAACAGUUUUGCAGUAACCAGCAGCAUUCUCAGCUGGAUGAGGAAAACCAUAUAAGUGGAAGAAGUUUUUCAGAAUUCAUGCCUGGUAUUGCUGAGACAUGAUGCAGAGAGUUAAGGGUCAUGAAAAGAUGGCCACAUCACUGACAGCUUGACACAUGCCUCCUAAGAGAGGAGUGCAUUGCUUUAGUACCCGGGCCAGUUGAGACUGAAACAGGAACUUGGAUUUUCUUUAUUUGGCUUGAGUUCAAUGUGGAGAUUUUCUUUGUGAAAGCUUGAAGAUAUUAUCUUCUCCCUGCUAAAUUCCAGUAAAAUAAUGUUGUCAA